Molecule: messenger RNA, 2015 nt
Organism: Chenopodium quinoa (quinoa)
Lineage: Eukaryota; Viridiplantae; Streptophyta; Magnoliopsida; Caryophyllales; Amaranthaceae
Product: probable glucan 1,3-beta-glucosidase A
Exons: 8
Coding region: 194-1756 (520 amino acids)
Biological process (GO): actin filament bundle assembly; carbohydrate metabolic process; cell migration
Cellular component (GO): actin cytoskeleton; cytoplasm
Molecular function (GO): hydrolase activity, hydrolyzing O-glycosyl compounds; actin filament binding
Source: RefSeq, a predicted model, not a curated record
GCAAUACCAAAUUAUUUCUACACGACUGCGCGCGUUGGCAAUUCAUGUUCACCAGAUAAUCCCUUCAUUCUGAUUCCUUCCUAUAAUCAUACUUCAUACACAAUAUAAAUAGAAAUACUCCUUAAAAUCAUAAUCAAAUAACCAAAAUCUUUCAUUAAAAAAAAUAAAUAAAAAAAUACAGGGGAAAUAAAUAAUGAAGACUGGUGCUAAAUUCGCUUUGUUAUGUUCAUUGUUAGUAGGAAUUUGUUGUAUACAAAGCUUGAUAAUAGGGUGCCAAGCUGGUAGGGUUGAUUUAAAACUUUCAAUAAACCCGGUUUUUAAAGUUAAGGCAGUUAAUCUUGGAGGAUGGCUUCUUACUGAAGGAUGGAUUAAACCUUCACUUUUUGAUGGCAUUCCUAACAAAGACUUACUGGAUGGAACACAAAUUCAGUUAAAAUCAGUGACAAUUGGAAAGUAUGUAUGCGCUGAGAAUGGUGGAGGGAACAUUUUAGUUGCUAACAGAGUUUCUGCAUCAGGUUGGGAAACCUUUAAGUUAUGGAGAAUCGACGAAAAUACGUUCAAUUUCCGGGUGUUCAGCAAUCAGUUUGCAGGAGUGCAGGCAGGUGGAGGCAGUCCUACAGUAGUUACAGUAGCUACCACCCCUGGAGCUUCUGAAACAUUUAAGAUUGUCAGGAAUUCUAAUGAUAAAAAUCGUGUUCGAAUUCAAGCCCCUAAUGGCCUAUUUUUGCAGGCAAAGACACAGGAUCAGGUCACUGCAGAUUAUGCAGGGGAUGGUGGAUGGGGAGAUGAUAACCCAUCUGUUUUUGUGAUGAAUAUAGUAGGAACCUUACAAGGCGAAUUUCAAGUUACUAAUGGUUAUGGCCCCGAAAAAGCCCCAGAGGUUAUGAAGGAACACUGGAACACUUUCAUUGUUGAGGACGAUUUCAGGUUCAUUUCUCAGAAUGGACUCAAUGCUGUCAGAAUUCCUGUAGGAUGGUGGAUAGCCAGUGACCCGACACCCCCUAAGCCUUUUGUGGGAGGGUCAUUGCAGGCCUUGGACAACGCCUUCACUUGGGCACAAAAAUAUGGUAUCCAGGUUAUAAUUGACCUGCAUGCAGCACCCGGUUCACAAAAUGGAAAUGAACACAGUGGGACUAGAGAUGGAUCUCUUGAAUGGGGAAAAACUGAUGCUACUGUACAGCAGAGUGUUGCUGUUAUCGACUUCUUAGCUUCCAGAUACGCAAAAAAGUCUAACCUGCUGGCAAUUGAGCUGAUCAAUGAGCCUGUAGCGCCUGCUGUGACUUUGGACACAUUGAAGAGCUACUAUCAGCAAGGAUAUGAUACAGUGCGCAAGUACUCUUCAAGCGCGUAUGUUAUAAUGUCCAAUCGUUUAGGACCUAUAGAUGCAAGGGAGUUGUUUCCCGUUGCCAGUGGAAAGCAAUUAACAGUAGUCGAUGUCCAUUAUUACAACCUCUUCUCCAGCAUAUUCGAUAACAUGAGUGUCCAACAGAACAUAGACUUCAUCAACAACAACAGGUCUUCAGAUUUGAGUUACAUUACAACCUCUGAUGGCCCCCUUACUUUUGUUGGAGAAUGGGUUGCUGAGUGGCAGGUGAACGGAGCAACAAAGGAGGAUUUACAAAACUUUGGAAAAGCACAACUUCAAGUGUACGGCCGUGCCACCUUUGGAUGGGCUUACUGGACUUACAAGAAUGUAAACAAUCAUUGGAGUCUUCAAUGGAUGAUUCAAAAUGGUUACAUCACACUAACCAAUUAGUAGUAUCAUCGGCUAUCCUUGGAUACGAAUGAAGAUCAUCCGUUACCUCAGCUUUAUGGAAUUACGACUUUGGUAAUAUUAUUGUAACAAUAUGAUAUGAUGUAAACUUAAGCCCUUUUAUUUUUCAAUAUAUAUAACAAUCAAAAUACUACUCGUAUCAAGUAUACGAAUUUAAGCACGUGAUUGAAGUGGACAGUUUUAUAAAUCAACAAGAGAAGAUAAAUGAAAAAUUCUAUAAUUCCAAGUUGGGCAUUUUUAA